Molecule: messenger RNA, 2963 nt
Organism: Mytilus californianus (California mussel)
Lineage: Eukaryota; Metazoa; Mollusca; Bivalvia; Mytilida; Mytilidae
Product: phosphatidylinositol 3-kinase catalytic subunit type 3-like
Exons: 23
Coding region: 29-2689 (886 amino acids)
Biological process (GO): endocytosis; phosphatidylinositol-3-phosphate biosynthetic process; autophagy of peroxisome
Cellular component (GO): phagophore assembly site; phosphatidylinositol 3-kinase complex, class III, type II; endosome
Molecular function (GO): 1-phosphatidylinositol-3-kinase activity
Source: RefSeq, a predicted model, not a curated record
ACUUCCCCUGCAUUUGACAGAAAGUGUGAUGACAGAGCUUACAGAUAGAUUUAAUUAUGUUUACAGUUGUGAUCUUGAUGUCAACGUUCAGAUCAAAAUUGGUACACUGGAAGGAGAGAGACAGAGACCAAGUUACCAAGAACUUCUGAAUGAUCCAAUGUUAAAGUUCUCUGGUGCUUACCAGGAAGGUCAUUCUGACCUUUAUGUGACCUGUAGGAUUUACUCAGAUGGGCGACCUUUGUCACUGGCCGUUAGCACAUCAUACAAAGCUUUUAGUACCAGGUGGAAUUGGAAUGAGUGGAUCACACUGCCAUUGAAGUUUAGCGACUUACCAAGGAAUGCUAUGAUGGCUAUGACAAUAUGGGACAUCUAUGGUACAAACAAAGCUAUACCGGUAGGGGGAACAGCCAUCAGUCUGUUUGGAAAAAGAGGAACUUUUAGAAAGGGUAUGAUAGAUUUAAAAGUAUGGCCAAAUGUAGAAGCUGAUCCACAGAACCAUUCUACCACUCCUGGUAAUACCAAGGAUACAAAUGAUCAAAUGAGUCGUCUGGCAAAGUUAAGUAAGAAACACAGAGAUGGACACAUGGUGAAAGUUGAUUGGUUGGAUAGACUUACAUUUCGUGAAAUAGAACUGAUCAACGAGAAGCAGAAACGGGACUCUAACUUUAUGUAUCUGAUGAUAGAGUUUCCAUAUGUCCAUUACAAUGAUCUGCAGUAUACUGUGAUCUACUUUGAGAAGGGUGGUGAUGAACCUUACCAGUAUCGUACUCAGGCAGAAAUAGUUUGUGUUCCUGAUCCUGAAAUUUUGACGGAAAACUUGGUGGAAAGCAAGCAUCACAAACUAGCUAGAAGUCUUCAUAGUGGUCCAACUGAUAGGGACAUGAAACCUGACGCUAAGACUAGGGAUCAGUUAAAUGCUAUUGUUGGUUUUCCACCAACCAAAAUGUUGACAUCAGAAGAGCAGGAUUUGGUUUGGAAGUUUAGAUUCUAUCUAUCUAGUCAGAAAAAGGCACUGACGAAAUUUUUGAAAUGUGUGAACUGGAAGAUGCCUCAGGAAGCGAAACAAGCUAUUGAACUUAUGAGUCGCUGGAGUCCAAUGGAUGCUGAUGAUGCUUUAGAACUUCUAUCUCCAGCUUUUACACAUCCAACUGUAAGGAAAUAUGCUGUGUCUAGACUACGCCAGUCUGAUGAUGAGGACUUAUUUUUAUAUUUGUUUCAACUGGUACAAGCUUUGAGAUAUGAGGACUUUGAGAAGAUAAAACAUGACACUGACCAGAUAACAACAAGGAGAGAGUCCAUUUGUGAUACAUCUGAUAGGGACAGGACACACACGAUGCUUACAAGAGCAGGGUCACAUGAUUCUAUAAUUGAUGCACUAGGAGGGGUAUCACCUAAACAAGAAGAAAGCCCUGAGAUCAAGUUAUCAAAAGAGAGUGACCUUGCAUCAUUCCUCAUAGAAAGAGCCUGUGAUAAUUCCAUAUUAGCUAACUACUUUUAUUGGUAUGUUUCUGUGGAAUGUGAAAACGAUGAAUCAACUGCUAAAGAACAGAGAGUUAAUGAAAUGUAUUUAUGUAUCAUGAAAAGAUUUAGCCAGGCUUUAGUUAAGGGUGGCCAGGAAUGCCGUUUAAAGAGAGCUACUCUGGCGAGACAACAAAUGUUUAUAGAAAGACUAGUCAGCAUGGUAAAGGCUGUGACCAGAGAAAGUGGGAAUAGGAAGAAAAAGAUAGAAAGACUUCGAGCCUUACUGCAAGAUCCUGAGGUGACCAAAAUAAACUUUGCCAGUUUUGAUGACUUGCCUCUACCCUUAGAUCCUAAUGUUAAAGUGAAUGGUAUCUGUGUUGAAAAAGCUACAUUAUUAAAGAGUGCUUUGAUGCCGUGUAGACUGACUUUUAAAACAAGUACAGGUAGUGAAUAUGUGACGAUGUUUAAACAUGGUGAUGAUUUACGUCAGGAUCAACUUAUACUACAGAUAAUAACUCUGAUGGAUAAGCUACUUCAGACAGAAAAUUUAGACUUAAAACUAACGCCAUAUAAAGUAUUAGCAACAAGCAGCAAACAUGGUUUUGUUCAGAUGAUUGAAGAAUGCCUACCUUUAGCAGAACUAUUAGCAACAGAUGGGACUUUACAUAAUUUUCUAAAGAAGCAUGCUCCAAUGGAAGGAGCAGCCUAUGGUAUCUCACCAGAGGUCAUUGACAACUAUAUUAAAAGUUGUGCUGGUUACUGUGUAGUGACAUAUUUACUAGGUGUUGGUGACAGACAUUUAGAUAAUUUACUUCUGACAAAAAAUGGAAAAUUAUUCCAUGUUGAUUUUGGUUAUAUACUUGGACGUGAUCCAAAGGUUCUUCCACCACCAAUGCGACUAAGCAGAGAAAUGGUAGAUGCCAUGGGAGGAACAAAUUCUGAUCAUUUCCAUGACUUCAAGAAACACUGUUACACUUCAUUUCUUGCACUAAGAAGGUCUGCCAAUUUGAUAUUGAACUUGUUUGCCCUGGUUGUAGAUGCCAGCAUUCCUGAUAUCGCAUUAGAGCCUGAUAAAACUGUGAAAAAGGUACAAGAUAAAUUUGUACUCCAUUUGAAUGAUGAAGAAGCUGUACACUACAUGCAAAAUUUGAUUGAAAUCAGUGUAACUGCUAUGAUGGCUGCUGUGUUUGAGAAUCUGCAUAAAAUGGCCCAGUAUUGGAGGAAAUGAACCAGCAGGUUCUAUGCAAGAACUUUAAUUAAGAGAAGAACUUCAUCAGUUUGCAAUAACCAAACACAUCAAGAUUUUUGUUCUAUUCAUGAAGACAUAUAAUUUUUGUUCUAUGACUGAUGCAUAUAUCCAUAAAGACAAUUAUACAAACUAUUUCAAUGUCAAAUUAUUCAUGGGUAAUGAUUAAUUUAAUUUACUUUAUUUGUUUCUCGUUUUGAUGUGCAAUAUUUUAUAAUUUAAUGCUAUUUCAUAUAUUAAACUAUCAUGUCUCUAA